AUGAGACACGCGGCGGAAUUGACGAUAGACGGGAGGUUUGGAGACACCUUAGAGUCUAAAGAUUUCAAAUUGAGUAGGACUAAAACAGAGUACAUGGAGUGCAAAUUCAAUGUCGCAUCACAUGAGGCGGAUGUGGAAAUGAGGAUUGACACGCAGGUCAUCCCUUGGUUAAGAAGCUUCAAGUAUCUUGGGUCAAUAAUCCAAGGAAACAGGAAGAUCGACGAUGAUGUUACACAUCAUAAUGAAGCAGGGUGGAUGAAAUGGAAUCUCGCAUCUGGUGUUUUGUGUGAUAAGAAUGUAUCACUGAGACUUAAAGAUGUUCUACAGAGUGAUUGCUAG
Molecule: messenger RNA, 339 nt
Organism: Nicotiana tabacum (common tobacco)
Lineage: Eukaryota; Viridiplantae; Streptophyta; Magnoliopsida; Solanales; Solanaceae
Source: RefSeq, a predicted model, not a curated record